AAUCUCAAAUAUAAAUAACAUCAAAUCAUCUCAUACCCCACUUUCCCUCUCUUUCCUUUCUCAGAUAAAUUUCUCUCUCCCAGGGUUUCAGCGAUGUUCUCAAGCAGCCAAUUCGACUCCACCUCCGCCUUCUCCGGCGGCGGCUUCAUGGCUUCUCAGUCUACUCAGUUCGGUGAUUCAACUCCAUCUCCGGCCAAGAGUCGCGAGACUCACGGGUUGGUUCCUGUGACAGUGAAGCAGAUAAGCGAAGCCCAUCAAUCUGGUGAUGAAAAAUCAAAUUUUGUGAUCAGCGGGGCAGAUGUUGCUAAUGUAUCGGUGGUUGGCAUGGUAUUUGAUAAAUCUGAAAGGAACACUGAUGUUGGUUUCACUAUUGACGAUGGAACAGGGCGAAUCAAAUGCCGAAGAUGGGUGAAUGAGAACUUUGACUCAAGAGAAAUGCAGGAAAUAGAAGAUGGAAUGUAUGUUCGUGUUAAUGGACACUUGAAAGUCUUUCAAGGUGUUCGACAAAUAGUUGCCUUCUCCGUGAGGCCUGUGAAAAACUUUGAUGAAGUUACCUUUCACUUCAUUGAAUGCAUACAUACCCACUUACAGACAUCAAAGUUACAGCUGCAAGGAAAUUCUGCAACUCAACCUCAGUCUGUGGACUCAUCUCUUAGCACUCCUGUGCGGAGUGGGUUAAGUGGAUACCAGACAGCCCCAUCAAACCAAUUCUCCGGGCAAGUUAGUGUUGAUGGGAUAAAGGGCUGUGAUCAGUUGGUCCUUGACUAUCUGCAGCAGCCUUCAAGCAUUGGAAAAGAAAAGGGGAUACACAGAGAUGAACUUUCCCAGCACCUGAAAGUCCCUGUGGAAAAGAUAUUGGAAGCAAUCAGGUCUCUUGAAGAGGAAGGCUUAAUAUAUUCCACGAUUGAUGAGUUUCACUACAAGUCAGCAGCAUAUGGCUAAGUAUUUGUCACGAAUUUUGACUUUGUGCUGCUAUGGUUGGAAACGAAAGUAACUUAAAUGAAUGCUGUUAUGUAUAUUUCUCUUUUAAUAUCUUUUUAUGUCCAUUUGGAUGGGUUUAGUACCAAAGUUCAAACAAUUACAUUUGCUGUUUUGGUUGAUACCAAAAAUAUUCUGGAUUGAACAUUCAGUAUUAAAUACUACAAUAGUCACAGUAGUUAAAUGUCAUUUAA
This is a messenger RNA of Prunus avium (sweet cherry), 1172 nucleotides long. RefSeq names its product replicon protein A2 (gene RPA2). Lineage: Eukaryota; Viridiplantae; Streptophyta; Magnoliopsida; Rosales; Rosaceae. The record is from RefSeq and is a predicted model, not a curated record. Gene Ontology annotation, cellular component: DNA replication factor A complex; site of double-strand break; chromosome, telomeric region. Gene Ontology annotation, molecular function: single-stranded DNA binding. Gene Ontology annotation, biological process: double-strand break repair via homologous recombination; nucleotide-excision repair; DNA replication.